Molecule: messenger RNA, 6861 nt
Organism: Protopterus annectens (West African lungfish)
Lineage: Eukaryota; Metazoa; Chordata; Ceratodontiformes; Protopteridae
Gene: CANX
Product: calnexin
Biological process (GO): protein folding
Cellular component (GO): endoplasmic reticulum; endoplasmic reticulum membrane
Molecular function (GO): calcium ion binding
Source: RefSeq, a predicted model, not a curated record
GAUUCAACCAGUGCAAGUGUAGUGAUGUAACUCGACUUUUCUCAGUGGGUUGGACUUAUCGAAGGUUGGUUGUAACAUUCUAUUCCAGCACGUGAAUGUGUAGGUUCUGGAGGUGCUUUGGGCAGUAGUAGGAGAAGUAACCAUGGAUCUAAAGCUGUGGUUGUGUUUGAUGUUGCUGGGUCUCUCUGCAAGCGUCAUGUCUACCGACGAAGAUGACCUAUAUGGAGGUGAUGGAGAUGAUGAUGGAGAUGUUGACGUUGAAGAUGAUAUUGAAGAUACUGAUGAAAAACCAGCAGUACAAAGCACCCCUCCACCGCUGCCCAGAGUAACAUACAAAGCUCCAGUCCUUACAGGAGACGCUCAUUUUGCAGAAUCUUUUGACAGUGGAACUUUAGAAGGGUGGAUUCUAUCAAAGGCUAAAAAAGAAGGUGCUGAUGAAGACAUUGCCAAAUAUGAUGGAAAAUGGGAAGUGGAAGAAAUGAAGGAUUCCAAACUGCCAGGAGACAAAGGAUUAGUGCUCAAGUCCCGUGCCAAGCAUCAUGCUAUUUCUGCCAAACUGAAGAACCCUUUUGUAUUUGAUAAACACCCACUGAUCGUACAGUAUGAAGUCAGCUUUCAGAGUGGAAUAGAAUGUGGAGGUGCAUAUGUAAAACUGCUGUCAAAAACCUCUGACUCUAGCUUGGAUAACUUUCAUGACAAAACUCCAUACACCAUUAUGUUUGGACCAGACAAGUGUGGAGAAGACUAUAAACUACAUUUCAUCUUUAGGCACAAAAAUCCCAAAACUGGCGAAUUUGAGGAAAAGCAUGCUAAGCGCCCUGAUGCUGAUCUGAAGUCUUAUUUCACUGAUAAGAAGGUUCACCUCUAUACUCUAGGGAUGAAGAUGCUCCUGCAAAGAUUCCUGAUGAGAAUGCAGAGAAACCAGAAGGUUGGUUGGAUGAUGAGCCUGAGUAUAUUGCUGAUCCAGAUGCUGAAAAACCUAUUGAUUGGGAUGAAGAUAUGGAUGGAGAGUGGGAGGCCCCUCAGAUUCCCAAUCCAAAAUGCCAGUCUGCCCCUGGAUGUGGCGAGUGGAAGAGGCCAACGAUUGACAACCCCAACUACAAGGGCAAAUGGAAAGCACCAAUGAUUGACAAUCCUAAUUAUCAGGGUAUCUGGAAGCCCAGGAAGAUUCAAAACCCACACUUUUUUGAAGAUCAGCAUCCCUUCCGUAUGAUCCCUUUCUUUGCUGUAGGGCUGGAGUUGUGGUCUAUGACUUCGGACAUACUUUUUGAUAAUUUUAUUAUCUGCUCAGACAGAUCAGUGGCAGAAAAAUGGGCCGAAGAUGGCUGGGGAUUGAAGAGAGCAGCAGAUGGUGCUUCUGAGCCUGGUGUUGUGGGACAGAUGAUGGCAGCAGCUGAAGAGCGGCCUUGGCUCUGGGUAGUUUACGCCCUUACAGUGGCCCUUCCUCUUUUCCUCGUUAUUCUGUUUUGUUGCACAGGAAAGAAAUCCGGUGAGGAUUACAAAAAGACAGAUGCACCUCAGCCUGAUGUGAAAGAAGAGGAGGAGGAGGAGGGAGAAGAAGAAAAUGAAAAAGGAACUGAAGAAGUAGAAGCAGAUAAAGAGGACAUUGUAACAAAGUCUGGUGAAAAGCAAGAUAGUGACGCAGAAGACUCUGGUAGUAGGAGUCAAGAGGAGGAUGAAACCAACACUGCUACAACAGAUAAGAAAACAGAAGAACUUCGAAAAAGAGUACUCGAAUCUACAGAGCAAAAUAAAGACUAAGAGAAUUUAGAUGUCCAAAUUAUGCAAGAAAACAGAAGGGGCAGUGGUGGUCUUCAGUGGAAAACUCAAAAGUAUUUUAUAGACAUUGAGAAUAGAUUGUCUUAUGAAGCUGAUCCGAAAUUCCCACUUACAAAUCUCAUUCCUCGAAAAGUAAUGAAUUUUGGCAUCUGGGUAGUAUUUGAAAAUGGUAUUCAGUAAAUUAUCUUGGUUUUUAUAAAAGAUGUGUUGAAUCUUUGCUUUUGUUUUGAUGUGAAUUAGAGUUUUGCUGGUAUAUUUGAAUGUCACUCAUUUAAUACUGAGACUAAUUUAGUACAAAUUCUAAUCAAAUAGUUUGGCAUUUUAUUUUGUUAAAAGCGAUCUUUUUUUCUACAUUUUUUAAAGAAUGGCUGUCCUAAAUAUUUAUAACAAAAAACGUGCACUAUUUUGUGAAGUAUCACCAUUAGAAAACAGUUCCUACUUGCAUGGUUUGCACAAGAGCAGAAUGUCUUUUGCAGCCGGUGAGGUUCCUGGAGUUCAGCAUGACAGGGUUAUCCUGUAUUACCGGUUUAAUUUUUUUCAGACAAUUUCUGAUCUUGCGUGGUUUGGCCCUUGACUGCCAGUUACGAAGCAUUGCUUCAUGCAGAAUAACCAAAUGAGCAAGAAUAUUAAACAAACUCAAUCUCCUUUUGCAGUAAUACAUUAUCGUUAAGAAUUUGUGUGGAAGUACCUGUUGUGUCCUGAGUACUGCAUUGAUUUAACUAAAGAGUGGUCACUUUAUUUAAUGUUCAGAAGACAUUUCCCUUUUUAUCCUUUGUUUUAUUCAAUCCAUCAAUUAAACGACCGUUAAAAUAGAGGCAGUUCUCAUGCUUGUCUGAUAUCUAAAUCCAAAGUGUUUCAUUGACAGAAUUUGUCAGCGUUAACAACAGUUUGCAUCUUAUUGCAAGUUAAAUGUCAGAUUUUUUGAGGAUAAAAUAUAUAUGUACGACUGCUGUAGAUGUCACAGCAGUGUAUUUAUAGCUCUCAUUUUUAUCUGUUGCUGCUUUUGAUUACAUUUCCCAAAUGGUAAUCAUUAAAACAAGUUAGUUUGACAUUACGAUUAACAGUGAGGCAUGUUCAGUAUUCCCAUUUGGUCUCUUAUUACAUUGUGUUGCUGAUUGCACAACUGUUUUGAUUAAAAAUGGUGCAAUGCACAGAUGAAUCUAACAGAAGUGUAUAGAUUGUAGAAUAUAAUGUUCAGUUCAAAAAAUGUAUGUGAAAAAAGAGAACUAAGGAAGGCUUAACUUGAAAACAAAACACUAAUACCACAGACAAAGCAGUUAGCCUUCGGAGUUUUGUUAGGUGACAGUUGCUUCUUUGCAUGAUUUUGCACUGAAGAAAAAUCUUUUGCCUCAUAUUGCAUUUCACACACUUACGGCUCACUUUUUCUUUACAACAGGUUGUGCAUAAUCUGGAUGUGCUAUACUUAUAAAGUAAAAUCUGUCAUACUAAAUGUGACCUUGGAGCCAAAGUCAUUUGAUUUGUAUGAAGACAUUUUCUAGACAGUUGACAUUUACAUGGGCAACAUUUACAGUGUCUGACAAAUGCACAAUAUUUUUGUCAUGCAAGUUCCUUUCAGCCUGCUUUUAGGUAACCUAACUUAUGGUGACCUGAUUAAGAGAAUCAUUUGCUAUUCAUGAUGGCAGUGGGAAAUAGCUGUGGUUCACACUCUGAAACUGAAUAAAUUGUAUUCUCUAAAGGCUCCAUUUCACUUCUGUUUCAUAUGUGAAGAAAGCGCUACUGAGGGAAGGUUGCUUCCAUUUCAAUAUGUGAAGAAAGAGCUACCAAGGGAAGUUCCUUCACUUUCAGAAGCACUGUAUUUGACAGUGCACUAUUCAUUUUUUCCUUUUAUUUUUUUAAUGAUCUGUCAGGCAGAGCUGUGUCUGUCAAAGCACUUCUGUUUAAGUCAUUUAUUGUCAUUGUCUUACAGAAUGCAAGUACUGGUUAUGGGACUCAGCCUCAGGAAUGGACCCGAUUCAUAUUCCUAGAUAGAAAAGUAUCUCUGAAAGAUGCUGCAUGCCCAGUUUAUCUGCCAACAAAACAUCAUUCCUGCUGGCAUGUAAGGUGGAGUGUAGAUGAGCCUGUAAAUGUGUGUGUCUUUUGAAGUUAAUUUGAUGUACAGCAGUAGACACCUUGUACAUUUUACAAUUAUAUGUUUGGCUGCUCUGCUCAGGAUUCAAAGAUUGCUUUCCAUUUUUUAACAUAGCUGUUUGAAAUUACAUAUUAAAAAGCAUACCAGGCUUGGCAGAACUGCUGAAACUUCAAGCCUAAUGACUUGAAUAGUAUUUAUUUGCAGUGGAGAAAGUUACUCAUGUUUAAGUAAUGGUGGACUGAUUUUUGUUGUUGCUUCAUAGGAUCAGUCAGUACAAAAGAUGCACAUGUACUUCAGUUGACCUAGUAUACUUUAUUAAUUUAUAGAGCCCCACUUUAUGCAGGUUCGUAGGCUGUUUAACUCUGUGUCAAACAAAUCAAAAGUGGGUGGUACUGGACAUCUUUUGAAGACCAAAGGCAAAACUACCAGAAGUGUAAGGUAUACAUAUUUACCCAGUUAACGUGUGUCUUUUUAUAUUGUUAGACAAGUCUUCAUUGUCUGGUAGAGUGGAAGUGUGCAUAAUUGAUUCCAGUUGGACAAAGUCUAACAUAUUAACAGUAUUUGUUACUGGGCUUCGAUUUCUUUGAAAAACCUGAUACAAAUUAAUACAGUUGCCAUUUCUUUGAGUAUACAGAAUAUAUUGUGCCAUUAUUUAGUGUGUUUUUGGUCUUUUUUACUGUGUAUAUUGUUGAAGUGUUGGCAUUAUCAGUCUAGUUGUCUGUGUUGCAGAGUUGUCCAUCCUCCAUUUCAGAAAUUUUGUCUUAAUGGGAACAGAUUUUUGUGGAGCACUAACUUAUUGUCUUGCCUUCCUUCACCCUUUUUCUUUGGUGUGCUGUAGUACACUUUUUUGUUUCCAAGGGUGCUCCAUCUUGCUUAUUAAUCUACUGCUGUUCGUAAUGUCCUUUUCUGAGAGGAGCAUUCCAUCUCCACAUCCUUGCCACCAUUCCUUAGCAGCAAGUCACACUCCCUCUUGGUGAUGUCUUAAACUGUCAUAUGGUGACACUUGUAGUUGUGUCUCUGCUGAAGCCCAUUUGGGCCACAUCCACAGGGCCUGAUUUUUCAUGGCCUCAUUAGAUGUAAGAAGCCACAAAAGAGCAAAUAUGAUUUAGAGACGGUGCUAUAUACAGAGCUAUACUUUUAACUCCAACUACCACCGAUUCCAUUGGUAUUGGUUGUAUAGAUGUUUAUUUUCAUGCUUGUUCUGUAUACCCUAUAUGGCAUGCAAUAUAUCUUUGUUUUGCCAAGUUGGCUGUCAAACUGUUGAAUGAUCUCCGCCUUUGCCAUUGGUUUAAAUACAUUGCAGGUGUUCUUGUUCUUUGAAUCAUACCUUGCUAUUUUGCCUAACACUUGGGGACCUCCUUAUUUUGCCUAAAUGUUUGGUUUUCUCUCUUUAUGUUGGAAAUUUGGACUGCAUUCUCUAAAUGUUGCAUUCAGACUGACUUCAAAAAAUGUUAGUUCCAUUCCUGCUUUACUGUCAGCUAAUUUAGGAGUUCCUUCCUAACCCUGUUUAAGGGCAACUUGGACCAAUGGAAGUGUAAUUGGAAGUUCACCCCUGGUCUGGCACCUAUGUCUCUGAUGGACAGAGCAGUCAGUAAAUCACCUCCUGUAUAAAUCAAAUGUGUGGGUCACAUUUGGGUUGCAUGGCGAGGCUUAUAAGGGCUGUAGUGAUAGUUAGCCUAGUAUACACCUGUGGACCAGUACUUGGAAAAUGUCUCUGAUUUGAGGCUUAUCCCCAAUCAUUUUUUUACUUUGUCCCUAAUUCUACAGGUACAAAAUAUCAGAGCUAUGCCUCAGAUGAUUUCAGAUGCAAGAGUUUGGUACGAUAUUUUGCCACCCAUUUAAAUGCAGCUUAAUAAAGCUGAUUGUAAUAACUUAAUGAAUUAAAGUGCUGGAAAAUGUUCAUAAAUGAUUGAGUACUGCUACCUGUUUAAGAAAAUAAAUUUCAGUUACUUUAACAGAGUAUGCACAUGGAAAAUCUUGUCCAACUUUACCUAGCGUACCAUACUUGAUAUUUGUUGUAUGCAGUAUUAACAAAGUUUAAAAUUUUAUUGUUUGCUGUUAUUUUUUGUCUGAGGAGGUGUCAUGCUGGCAAAAGUGUCUUCUGUAUUUUUUCCUACUAUAUAGUUAAGAUCUCUGUUUUGUCUUUGCCUUUGUACCAAUCUUCCAUGAGUCCUCUGUUUGUUUUAUAGUAUGAAAUUAUCAAGCCAGUGUCUGACAGAUACAGUAGCACAUUUCUUUCUAUAAUUCUGUGUCCUGUUUUCUCAAUUUGAAUGACUAAUUCUAAGAAAAGUGCAUUUUAUGAAGCAGCAUGACAUGCAUGCAUGCAUUUUUCAAACUUUUGUUUCUUGCUGCAGGUUGUUUCCCUGAAUUAUUUUUAAACCAGCCAGUUGCUGACGUAGGAUUAUGAAAAGAUAAUGUAACUACUAUCACUGUUAUUGCAGAUCAUGUGAAUAUCUACAGAACUGGAUUAUUGUGAUUUAAUAGUUCAUAAUACGUGACAAGUUGGCUGUGCGCAUCGCCAUUAUUAGGAGAUUACCCAUAUUUCUGCAGCUUGUAAUAAUCCUCUAGCGAAUGCAUUUCACUGUCAAGAUUUGGAAAGCAAGAAUAAAGAAACUAAAGCAUGUAGUAGUUUACAGCUAGCAAGCAGCCUGAGUAGGUAUUUGGUAUUUUGAAGCGUAUAACAUGUUAUACACUGCUUUACUAACAAAUCACCAAAAGCGUAGGGUAGUUACUGUUGAAUUGUGAAAAACGUACUUUAUUUGUGCAAGUUAAGUAAAGUGAAAUAUCCAUUGCUGCAGUAUUUAAGAUGCAUAGCUGGCUGAAUUAUCUGAACAAGGCAGAAAAGGAGUCUCCUUCCAAGUAUUUGCAGUGGCAAAGAAGAAAAUUUGCAUUGUAAGAUGGAACAUCUCAGUAGGUUAUAGAUGUGACAUAGCUGCUGCUUAUGUUGUCACAUUUCAGUAAGAUAAUUCUAAUAAAAUAUUAACUUAACUUGA